Molecule: messenger RNA, 486 nt
Organism: Mobula hypostoma (lesser devil ray)
Lineage: Eukaryota; Metazoa; Chordata; Chondrichthyes; Myliobatiformes; Myliobatidae
Gene: spcs1
Product: signal peptidase complex subunit 1
Exons: 4
Coding region: 129-428 (99 amino acids)
Biological process (GO): protein targeting to ER
Cellular component (GO): endoplasmic reticulum membrane; signal peptidase complex
Source: RefSeq, a predicted model, not a curated record
GGGGAAGAGUGAUUGCGUAGCCUUAAGGCGGCGGCGGUGGACGUACGGCUCCAGUUCCUGUCCUGCCGCAGACUGUGGCUGGGAACGCGGGUAUAGCUGCUGGGCCGCCGCUGCCAACAGCUCCAAGGAUGCUUUCCUACUUGAAGUCGCUGCCGACCCACAUGGACUAUAAGGGACAACAGUUGGCGGAACAAACUUUUCAACGAGUAAUUAUUGCAUCUGCUAUUAUUGGCUUCAUUUAUGGUUACAUAAUUGAACAGUUUGGAUGGACUGUUUACAUAGUUCUGGCUGGCUUUGCCAUUUCAUGCUUGCUAACACUCCCUCCAUGGCCUAUGUAUCGUAAUAACCCAUUGAAUUGGCAGCCAGCAGUGGAGCCUGAGGAGAAGAAAGCAACCGAGUCUGUCAAGAAGCCUAAGAAGCAUAAAUAAUAUUACAUUGAAGCACAUUGUUAGCUUUUAUUGCUAAAUAAAGUUUGUUGAAUCAAAA